This is a messenger RNA of Durotheca rogersii, 1265 nucleotides long. Its product is annotated as proline-specific peptidase. Gene Ontology annotation, molecular function: peptidase activity. The record is from RefSeq and is a predicted model, not a curated record. The transcript is spliced from 2 exons. Gene Ontology annotation, biological process: proteolysis. Lineage: Eukaryota; Fungi; Ascomycota; Sordariomycetes; Xylariales; Xylariaceae. Bases 69 to 1028 code for a protein of 319 amino acids.
GCCGCCCCCUCACUCCACCACGUCCCCUUCUCCUCGUAUUCCCUUCUCACUGUCCCUAGCGCGAAACCAUGCACGAAAUCCCGGUCCGAGAAGGCAAGGCGCCUUUCAGGAUCCCAUCAAUCGACGAGCCCUGUUUCACUUACUACAAGAUCAUCGGUGACCUAUCUAGCGGCACUCCUCCGGUUAUUGUGGCUCAUGGCGGACCUGGCGUUGGGCACGAGUACCUCCUCACUUUUGCCGAUCUCUGGCAGCAGUAUGGCCUCCCCGUCGUCUUCUACGACCAGAUAGGCUGCGCCUCCUCCUCGCAUCUCCCGCAGAAGGCCGGCGACCGGUCUUUCUGGCAGGAGCAGCUGUUCCAGGACGAGCUGGACAAUCUGCUGGACCACCUCGAGCUGCGCCGCGAUCCCGGUUUUCAUCUCCUCGGCCAGAGCUGGGGCGGCAUGCUCGGCUCGGCUUUCGCCGCCCGCCAGCCUCGGGGUCUCCGCCGGCUGGUCCUCGCUAGCGCACUUGCGAGCGCGGAGCUUGGCGGCCGCGGCACUCGUCUGCUGAGAGACCAGAUGCCGCCCGACAUGCGUCAGGCGCUCGACGAGGCCGAGCAGAAGGGCGAGUACGACAGCCCCGCAUACAAACGCGCGCUGGACUUUUACUACAGGAAGCACGUGUGCCGUGCCGACCCGUUUCCACCGGCGGAGCUGGUGCCGGCUUUAAAGCACCUGGGCGAGGACACAACGGUGUACCGCACAAUGUACGGCCCCUCGCCUCUCACAAGGGAUGGUUCGCUCACUAAAUGGUCCGUCAUUCCCCGUCUCCCCGAGAUCACCGCCCCUACCCUCGUCUACAAUGGCGAAUACGACACCUCACACGACAUCACCCAAGUCCCCUUUUUUGAGCUCAUCCCACGAGUUCGCUGGAUAACGUUUCCGGGUGGCGGCCACAUGUGCCAUCUGGAAGGCGGGGGGCUCCGAGAGAGGGUGUUGAAGGUCGUUGGCGAGUUUCUGACACAGAAGGGAAUCGCCGAUGUGCAAUGAGUUUCUUCAAAUAUUCGCGCGAUAGGGGAUCCACGAAACAAUGGAGCACGCUGCGCAAUAUGUAUACCUUUAUGUCUCAGGAAGGACUGCGGGUUAAUUAGGUGCCAUUUUACAGCUGAAAAGGCAAGGCUUAACUAUGCUUAAGUACUGAUCAUAUCGGAUGGAACCAAAGAGAAAUGUGUUUCGGACUGGAUCAACCUCCCUGUGAUAGUAGCUUCUUCUCUAGCGCGGGCCGCC